Molecule: messenger RNA, 2562 nt
Organism: Leucoraja erinaceus (little skate)
Lineage: Eukaryota; Metazoa; Chordata; Chondrichthyes; Rajiformes; Rajidae
Exons: 3
Coding region: 1199-2107 (302 amino acids)
Source: RefSeq, a predicted model, not a curated record
GUUGGUACUUUUUUUGGGGGUGGGAAUAGGUUAGUUACAGUGCCCUCUAUAAUGUUUGGGACAAAGACCCAUCAUUUAUUUAUUUGCCUCUACUCCACAAUUUUGGAUUUGUAAUAGAAAAAAAAUCACAUGUGGUUAAAUUGCACAUUGUCAGAUAUUAACCAUAUAUAACCAUAUAACAAUUACAGCACGGAAACAGGCCAUCUCGGCCCUACAAGUCCAUCCCCUAGUCCCAUCUACCUACACUCAGACCAUAACCCUCCAUUCCUUUCCCAUCCAUAUCUAUCCAAUUUAUUUUUGAAGGAUAAAAUCGAACCUCCACCAUUUCCACUUGGAAGCUCAUUCCACACAGCUACCACUCUGAGUAAAGAAGUUCCCCCUCAUGUUGCCCCUAAGCAUAAGAUAAAGAUGGCUGCAACAUAGGCCUGGCACAGCAUCACCUAGCCAGGCCUGUAUUGCAGCCAUCUUUAUCUUAUGCUUUUUUUGAAUUUUUGGGACUUUUUAUUUGCUGUGGAGGUCUUUCCUUGGCCUGCCAGUCCCUUUGCGAUUAGUAAACUCGCCAGUGCUCUCUUUCUUCUUAAUGAUGUUCCAAACAGUUGAUUUUGGUAAGACGAAGGUAGGGCUGAUGUCUCUUUAACAGUUUUAUUCUUCUUUCUCAGCCUUUCAUUGGCACAACUUUGGCCCUCACUUUGAUGCAUAAUUUUCUGCAUAAAUGUGCAUUUUAACCACAUGGUGAUUUUUUUUCUCUUUCCUAUUACAAAUCUCAAAUUGUGGAGCAGAGGCAAGUAAACAAAUCAUGGGCCUUUGUCCCAAACAUUAUGGAGGGCACUGUGUAUCGAUUGAGCUCUACCACACUGCAGAACAGCACAAAAAGCUGCAGUAACUCAGCGGUACAGGCAGCAUCUCUAGAGAGACGUUGCUCUGUCUGUGACUAGCACAGAAGCCACACCACUCAUGAAUGAGUAGUAAUGAGGCGGAUAUAUAAGAUUGCAGUGCAUGUUUGAUGGCCAUAUAUGGUUAUGGUGCAUGCGUGUGGACUAUAUAAGGUCACGGCGCAUGCGUGCGAACUAUAUAAGGUCACGGCGCAUGCGUGGGGGCUAUAUAAGGUCACGGCGCAUGCACAAGGGCCAUAUAAAGGUUCCUGUGCAGGCGUGAGGGCUAUAUAAGCCGCAGCGCAGCGGCCAUUGGUAGAUUGGUGAUGAGGAGGUGUGUUGGUGCGGUCUCUCAUCUUCUCUCUAUCCCUGCACUAUCACCCUGCCUGCUCUCACUCUCUCCCUGCCUGCACUCACUCUCUCCCUGCCUGCACUCGCUUUCUCUCCCUGCCUGCUCUCUGUUUCUCCCACUCUUCACUCUCUCUCUCCCUGCCUGCACUCUCUCUCUCCCUGCCUGCUCUCUCUUUCUCCCUGCCUGCACUCUCUUUCUCCCACUCUUCACUCUCUCUCUCCCUGCCUGCACUCUCUCUCUCCCUGCCUGCACUCUCUCUCUCUCUCUCUCUCUCUCCCCCCUUCACACUCCCCGCACUCUCUCACUGCACUUCCACCACCGUAGUCUCUCACCAUCUCCCCCGGGCCCCGAGAUCUGCCUCCCCUGGCACUGCCUGGCCCGCUGUAGCUUCAUGCUGUUUAUGGAGCAGAGGCAAUCAUCCACGAUGAUUUUGUUGAUUGUAUUUAAUAAAAGACUAUAUUUGACUUUGAAAUUGUUUAUUUUUAUUAAUCCAUGUCGUAUUGCUUGCUCAAGUGAGAUCAGUGGAAUAAUGUUUAGCUUUAAGGCCCUGUCCCACUUGCGUGUCCUUGGCACGCAAAUCACGAGCCUUCCUCGUCGCGUUGACGAGCACGGGCAUCAUGUGGCCGCACGGGGCAGGUCCACUGAGAAGCGCGGAGGGGUAUGGAGUCGUGCGCGGUAUCGCGGCGCUCCAAAAUUUUGUAGUGAACAAAAUCUUUGCGCGCCACCGGCCUGUCGCAUAACUGACGGCCAAAGUGGGGCAGGCCCAAGACCCUGGCACGACGCAACGUCUCGCCUCCAAAAGCAGCUGAAUCAAGCAAACGAUCGCCGUUGCGGUCGGUAUCCGCCCCCACUUCUACUCCCAGAGCGGGGCCAAGAAAAUUGAAGAUAGACACAAAAUGCUGGAUUAGUCCUGCAUUUUGUGUCUAUCGUCAAAUGACGUCACGCGCACCAGAAGGCUGUGCGGGUGCAUGAAGUCGCGCGUGACCGUCGAGUAAUUGGCGUGCCAAGGACACGCAAGUGGGACAGGGGCUCAAGAGACAAAGCGCGGAAACGGGCCCUUGGCCCACCGAGUCCAUGCCGACCCGCACAUAAGUACUAGGUCGGGACAGUCACAAUUUAUUACCGAAGCCAAUUGAUCUACAAACCUAGACGUCUUUGUGUUAUUUUGGUUUAGAAACGCAGUGCGGAAACGGAGUUACCCAGCAUUUUGUGCGUAUCUUUUUAUAAACAUCAAUGCUGGCUUUCUGCAGUGAGUGUUUUUCUGAACAGCAGUGGUUUAAAAUUGUACAUCGUGAUAGAUUUAAAAAUUGUGGUGAAUUAAGUAUGAAUGUUGUCUUC